This is a messenger RNA of Suillus subalutaceus, 2943 nucleotides long. Its product is annotated as WD40-repeat-containing domain protein. Gene Ontology annotation, molecular function: protein binding. The coding region runs from base 71 to 2461 and encodes 796 amino acids. The transcript is spliced from 5 exons. The record is from RefSeq and is a predicted model, not a curated record. NCBI's taxonomy places the organism in Eukaryota, Fungi, Basidiomycota, Agaricomycetes, Boletales, Suillaceae.
CUUCUCCUACCACAUCGCAGACAGUCUUCUGCGGCCACAACUAAAGCCAUUCGAAUAUCUUUACUAUUAUAUGCCCAUAAGGUUUAUAGACACAUCCCGAAAAGACAAUUUGACAGCCAAACCAACUUCAAUCAGCUCUUAUCAAGAAUCCCACCAUGGAAUCGUUCAAAGCACCAGUCUUCUCGACAUUCCCGCCGAGUCUCUUACUCACAUUACUUCAUUCCUCUCUCCUCCGUCGCUCCUUGCACUCUCCAGGACAAACCGACGUUUCAAUGAACACAUAAAUGAUGACAAUACCUGGUACCGGGCCUUUAUCAAUCAUUUUCUUGGGAUCGGACCUGAGAAUGACCUCGACAAUGAGAGGAUUCUCUUACUGAGGAAGUCAGAAUGCACUUGGCGAAAGGAGUUUAUCAUGAGGCAUAACUUGAGGAGACGCUGGGAACGUUCGCGGAAUGGGACGAUUACCCAUUCCCCUCAAGAUACUACCAUCGACGGCGUCCAUCUGAUGUCUGAGUCUGGUCUCCUCACAUCUUCGAUUCAAUACGGAGUAGUGGCUCGGUCACUUCCGCUUAGCGGCAAAGUUCUCAAGGGGUACCUCGACGCUGCCGGAACAGGAUUGGGUAUAGGAAAUCCCAAUGUUGAAUUUACACCCAACGUCUCUGCCUGCAGUCUCACUUCUGAUGGUGGCACUGCCAGGGCUUUCUGGGGAAAGCGUAACGGGGAAGUGGCGGUGACUACGGCUGCUCGGGUUAUGGAUCCUGGGCGUGCAUCUUCAAAGCUAGUUAGAUGCAAAGUCGAAGAUCACCAUGAUGGCGUUGUGAACGAGAUUGUCUUGGAUCCUGCUGUUAACCGAUUUGUUUCCGGAGGCGCCGACGGGCAAGUCAAGUUGUGGGAUACCAAGACGGUUGUGUGCUUGUGGUGUAGUGACAAGCAGCUCCGAUCGCUUGUGGUCGACCCGUUCCUUAAGGUGUCUUCUGCUCUUGCAGACGGCAUCAUCGCAGGUGCUUUGAGUAGCGGAGACGUUAUCUUAUGGACAUCGUCCCGACAAUUCCAUUCGGACGACUUAUCCAGCCCGGCAUUUUUUGCACAACAUCGCAUCGUGUCGCCCAUUCCCAAGGGACAACCAUCUCCCCAGGAUGCAUUCAUACCCAAACCUCAGCCAACUGUGCUAUGUUCCUUCUAUCGUAUUGUAGUUGACCUUACAUCCGGCAAAUAUGAAACCACCGCAUUUGGUGAUCCAUCAUUCGGAUACAACUCCAUCACCGAACCUGUCUUUGCAGCGCAGCCAGAUGAUUGCAGUUUCAUCAUCACUGGUGAUCUGCUAGGUUUCGUUGGCAUUUAUGAUUGGGACACCCCUCAAACAUCUUCUUCCGUCGUACCUUCCCGUAGAUUCGAGGCUCACGAAGAUGGCGCCGUGACUGCGCUUGCUUGGAACUCGGUUGUUCUUGCCACAGGCUCUGCACGUGGGACAGCGACAGUAUGGGACGCACUCACCUUGGAGCCUCUUAGGCUGUUUUCGUCCCCAGUCCCCCGUGCUGCACCGGGUCUCGAAGUUGGAGGUGUCAGCAAGAUUGUGAUUGAAAAGGAACUUUUGGUCAUCAUUGCUGACAAUAGGGUGAUGUCAUGGAAGGUGGGACAAGUACACCACCGUGAUGCUCCGCACAAAAGCAAACAUGCUCGUGCGAAUAGGAACCCAAUUUCCAAAGGACAACAACGAUACGAUCUGCACAAGGUUAUCAACGAAUCCAAACGUGAACUAGCGGAGGAGAAUGCCUAUGCGCGGCAUACCAUGGGGCGAGAACGCGAGCAACGUUCCACUCUCACUGUACUUGGACUGUCGGAAUCAGAGGCAGUAGAAUAUGUUUUAAUGCUCUCCCGCGAGGAAGAGGAGCAUCGCCGAGUUUCCCAUACCCUCGAUGAAGGUGUCUUCGAGGUUGACUUUGAAGACGAAACUUUCUUGCCACUCGCUUCAAGUUCUUCAACAGCGCAUGGUUCUGCCAACCAGUCUUCCCCCAGUUCUCUUUCUGAUUACUGUUCCCAUGCCUAUCCACGCGCCGCCCGUCCUAUGACGAAUGAGAAAGUACAGGUGUCUCCUGUCUUCGUCCCGGAACCUAUGGAAGCUGGCGUUACCAUAAGCCCACUCAGGAUACCUACAUUCCUGCCGAGUUCUUCGCCGGGUACAAGGUCUUCGCCGGAAGUGGCUCGCAGCACGUCGUCCUCUUUCGAACACUUUCCCUCGAUCAGUACUAGCAUUUCGUCAUCGACCAGCAGCCUAGAGCGCAUUCGUUCUGCGUGGAGCACGCCCUUACGUGCCUCAUUUUCUUCUGCAAGCAUGGAAAUUCAUGACAGGUGGCCCGAGGGAGAGUUCCGGGCGCCCCUGGAUUUAGAUGAAAUGGACGAUGAUUUGAAAUUUGCGAUUGAGUUGAGUCUUGCGGAAGCGCGGAGUCGAGGCGAGGUUUGAAAGUGGGGAGGUAAUAUAUGCGCACGCUAUUCUAUACGGGAAGUCGAAAGGCUCGUAGUCUGAUCGUUUUCUUUAUCGUCUCGGGGCUUAAGGCCUAGACUCACGAGACUCGUUCGUCUAUGAUAAGGAUUAGGCCACAUCUGUAAAACUUCUCCAUCAAUGGGUCAGAUUGCGCACGGACUGCUGUAUCACACGGAGCACAGUAGAACUAGAAGUACAAGCUGUAGGGGUAGCGGUAUCCCCCUGACGAGGUUUCGCAGGCUCGAAACUGCUGCCAAAUCCCACAUUACUAGCCCUUCUUUUCCCAUGACAACAACGCCCUAUAACCCUAGGGGACUCACGGUGGAAUGCAGGAAGGUGCGAAAAGGGUGGUCAGUCUAUUAGAGUCACUCCGCGUAGACUAAAUUCUAUGCCGCCGAGGAACGAGGCGGCUUAGAAACCCAUGCAAGCUGCUGAUAUACGAUGGAUUGAAUAGAGCACCG